AUGCAGCAGCAGCAGCAGCAGCAGCAGCAGCAACGAAGGCAGCAACUGCAGCAGGAGGAGCAGCAAAAGCAGCAGCAGAAACAACAAAUAGGAAAGGCGUCUGCGGCAGCAGCAGCAGCAGCAGCAGCAGCAGCAGGAAAUAGAAGAGGCGUCUGCGAGAGGAGCAGCGGCGACAACAGCAGCAGCAGCAGAGUUUGGAGACUCGGUGUCGGCAGCUACCGCGGGAGGCAGCAGCAGCAGCAGCAGCAGCAGCAGCAGCAGCAACAGCAGCAGCAGCAGCAGCAGCAACGAAACACCUCUGGAACCCGGGAGACAAGCAGAUCCCUGAGCUGCUGCUGGCCAGGGACAGCAGCAGCAGCAGAAGCAGCAGCAACUGAGGCAGCAGCAGCAGCAGCAGUAGCAGCAGCUGCUGCUGCUGCUGUUGUCGCGUUUGCUGCAGCAGCAGCAGCAGCAGCAGCGGACCAACGAGCCAGUGCUGCUGGCAGACAGCAGCAGCAGCAGCAGCAGCAGCAGCAGCAGCAGCAUUAUGAAGCGCAUGGACAGCUUCAGCACCGCCAGCAGCAGCAGCCGCAGCAGCAACACCAACAGCAGCAGCACCCCCUCUGCAAGGGACAGCAGCAGCCCUUUCGGCAGCAGCUGCAGCGGGAGAAGUCCCAGCAGCAGCAGCAGCAACACCCCAAGCAGCAGCAGAAAUAUCCCCAGGAGCAGCAGCAGCAGCAGCAGCCCCAGCAGCAGCAGCAGCAGCAGCAGCACCCCCAGCAGCAGCAGCAGCAGCAGGAGAGGCGGCCCCAGCAGCAGCACCCCGAGCAGCAGCAGCAGCAGCAGCAGCAGCAGACGGGGCGCCCCCCGGGGGGGGCUGCUGCUGCAGCAGCAGCAAGCAGCAGCAGGCAGCCACACGGAGACAGAAGCCCCGGGGCAGCUGAACACUUUGCUGCUGCAGCGGCAGCAGCAAGCAACUCCCAUUUUGCGGCUGUCUGUACACCCCAGAACUGGCAGUUGUCGUCUCGCUCUCCCCUCGGCGGAGCCCCUGCGCGCCUGCGCCUCAGCAGCAGCAGCAGCAGCAGCAGCAGCAGCAGCAGCAGCAGCAGCAGCAGCAGCAGCAGCGGGGGGCGAGUGCUGCAGCUGCAGCACGAGGGCUACCGCGAGCGAAUCGAAGCAGCAGCAAAUGGAACCCUCAGGUGGGGAGAAAAGGAAGCAAACGACGGCAGCUGGGUGGAGAAGUGGGCAGUGCAGACCCUGCAGCAGCAGCAGCAGCAGCAGCAGCAGCAGCAGCAGCAGCAGCAGCAGGAUCGCGUGCUGGAGUUCGGCCAGAGCCAGGGCAGAAACUACCGCACCCACGAACGGUGGGUAACCCGCUGGGAGGAAACGGCGCGCGAGCGCCGGGUCGAGAAGGUGGUGCAGGAGCUGCUGCCGCAGCAGCAGCAGCAGCAGCAGCAGCAGCAGCAGCAGCAGCAGCAGCAGCAGCAGCAGGAGUCGGAGGUGCUGCAGGAGUGGGAAGAAGAAGAAACUGAAGACAAAGAAAAUGGAAUAAUUGAAAUUAAAAAAAAAGGGACUGACAGACAAAGACAAGAAGGGAGACACUGGACUUUGCGGCUGCUGAAGCGGCAGCCAGCAGCAGCAGCAGCAGCAGCAGCAGCAGACGGCGCAGCAGCAGCAGCAGCAGCAGCAGACGGCGCAGCAGCAGCAGCAGCAGCAGCAGCAGCAGCAGCAGCAGCAGAUGGGGCGGGAGACGCCGAAAGGAGGCUUCGGGGCGCGGCGGAGGAGCUGCUGGGGGCUGCCUGCUGCUUGCCAGCAGCAGCAGCAGCAGCAGCAGCAGCAGCAGCAGCAAAGCUGCUGCCAGGAGAAGAGCUGGAAAUAUUUGAAGAGAAAACUUCUUCGGAAACGAGGGGGCGGCUGGUGCACAGGGAGGCGGGCGGGAGACUAAUUUACGAAGCCACUUGGAGAGAAGCAGCAGCAGCAGCAGCAGCAGCAGCAGCAGCAGCAGCAGCAGCAGCAGCAGCAGACAGGGAGACGCAGCAGGAGGAAGUCUGGGUAGAGAGGGAUGGCUCGAAAAGGGGAACAAAAAGAGGCACGGGAAAAGACGGGUCCUGCUGGGAGGAGCAGUGGGAAGCAGCAGCAAACGGCUGCCGCCGCUGCACAAAAACAAAAAAAGAAAAAAAUAAAAAAAUAAAAGAAGAAAUUGGAAUUCGAAAGAAAGAAGGCACUGAAGACCAGCUGGAGGAGUUCUACGAAAAAGUGGAGCUGACGCUGUGCGAAGGCCGCAGCGUGGAGUGUACAGACACCUGGACGCGGCCUGUGGGGAAAGGCCGGGCGAAGGGAAAGCAGCGGAAAGAGACGCAGCACUUCCAGCAGCAGCAACUCACUUCUCUCGAGGUGGUCAACGAAGUCUGGGAAGACACCGGAGAAGAAACCCUGACGGAUUUGUGGGCGGAAGAAAUCUUCCUUUCCAAACCCCACAAUGGGGCUGCUGUGCAGCAGCUAGCAAAGGCAAGCAGCAGCAGCAGCAGCAGCAGCAGCAGCAGCAGCAGCAGCAGCAGCAGCAGCAGCAGGGUAGCAACAGCGGCAGCAGCAGCAGCGGUAGCAACAGCGGCAGCAGCAGCAGUAGCAGCAGCAGCGGCAGCAGAAGCAGCGGUAGCAGCAGCGGCAGCAGCAGCAGCGGUAGCAGCAGCGGCAGCAGCAGCAGCAGUAGCAGCAGCUGUAGCAGCAGCGGCAGUAGCAGCAGCAGUAGCAGCAGCUGUAGCAGCAGCAGCGGUAGUUGCAGUACAGAAACGGUGGGGCCGCAAGAAGGGCAGCCGGCGAACAGAUGGGAUGGAGUGGGGAGAGAAUUGGGAGGAGACGCAGCAGCAGCAGCAGCAGCAGCAGCAGCAGCAGCAGCAGCAGCAGCAAGAGCAGCAGCAAGAGCAGCAGCCGCAGCGUGUGGCGCUCCGCAUUCUCCUGCCAGACGGGAGCGUUUCCACGCAGGAAGUGCUGCUGCUGCAGCAGCAGCCAAUGGAAGUGAAAAGACGUUUUGAUGACAAGUGGUGGAGAGAAGCCAGCGGCAACUCUUGGGGGCACAAAGAGGGCACUGAGGAAGACGGGACUCGGCUGUUUGAGAAGUGGUAUGACAACGGCAGCGAAAAGCAAGUGGACAAGUGGCGGGAAAUGCCGGACGGCUCGAAAGAAGGCGAAAAGACUGGCAGCAAAACGGACGGGACGGAGUGGAAAGAGCGCUGGGGCUGCGGGGCUUUCGGAAAGGACUUUUGGGUGGACAAAACUUGGAAAGAAAAAGACAAAGAGAGCAGCGGGGAGGUCCGCUGGGGCUGCAGCAGCGGCAGCAGCAGCAGCAGCAGCAGCAGCAGCAGCAGCAGCAGCAGCAGCGGGCUGCAGCGCCACUGGCAGCAGCACUGGCGCGAAACCGAAAGCUGGCUCGCCGGCGACUCUUUCGUCGAAAAAGUCGAAAGAGAUAAUUGCGGAAACGAACACGUCAUCAAGCGCGGGGACGCGUGGGAAGAGCAAUGGAAGGAGAAGUUCGACGGCGACCAGAAGACAGAAACGUGGGCUGAGAAAAAGGGGAGCAACGCCCAGGGCGAGCGGUGGUUCGAGACUUGGGAGGAACGCUGGGGGUUUAAAACUGCUUAUAAAGAGGCUAUUGACCAAAACGGAAACAAAAGAGUGGAGAAGUGGGGCGAGCAGUUCUUUGAUGAUGGAAGUGGCCAAAACGGCAGCGGCGGCAGCAGCGGCGAAAACGGCGGCGAAAACGCCGUUUUCGGAGCAGCUGCAGCAGCAGCAGCUGCAGCAGCAGCUGCUGCAGCAGCAGCUGCUGCUGCUGCUUCGCGGUAG
Eimeria necatrix is the source of this 3819-nucleotide messenger RNA. RefSeq names its product AT hook motif-containing protein, putative. NCBI's taxonomy places the organism in Eukaryota, Apicomplexa, Conoidasida, Eucoccidiorida, Eimeriidae. Bases 1 to 3819 code for a protein of 1272 amino acids. The record is from RefSeq and is a predicted model, not a curated record. The transcript has 16 exons.